UGAAGGCUCCUUGUCAAUUUUCGCCGCCGAUGACGGACCCCGCCGUGGUGGGAGAGGAGCAGAGUGAGUAAAUAAGGCGCUCCGCAGAGAAGAAGCGGGCCAUGGUAGUAUGGGUUUCUGGCAACCUUUAAACCCAUUGUGUUAAGAACUAGCGGGAAAAUUAAUUAAUCAAAAACCCUACAAACCACCACGCUAUAAACCUCAACAAGGGUUUUAGUUUUGUCCCCAAUUUAUCAAAAACCCUACAAACCACCACUCUUCCACUACCACCACCAUGCCUCGUUUCUCCUUACCGCGUCUCCUCUCCUCCACCACCACUUUCCACCUCCGUUACUUUUCCUCAGUGGAGAAGCUACGCAACAUUUGGAUCUCAGGACUCAUCGACCCUGCCAAGGUAACCGUUUCAGAGAGGUACAUGCUGUAUACGGGUCAGAUGAAAAAAAUGGAUGAGGUUAAGAUUAAAACUAAGAGAAGAGAUAUGUUUCUCGAGGCUAUGAUGGAAGAAGAGCGAGGCCGUGGAGACUACUGUUAUGAUUUGAAUUUGAAUUUGCGGAAGAGAGAAAAGUUAUAUCCAGAUAAGACAUAUCAUGUCUCCGCAGAUAUCACUUUCUUCAACUGGAAACACCAUAAGAUGAGCGUAAUUAACACAACUGAUUGUGUUAAUUUCACCGACGAGGUUGAGACUGCUUUGUGUGCCUUUGACAGUUCCAUUCUUGUUCUUUCUAGUGUCGAUGGGGUGCAAAGUCAGUCCAUUAUUGUUGAUAAGCAAAUGAUAAGAUAUGAACUUCCAAGACUUGUAUUUAUCAACAAUGUUGAUCAGAAGGGAGCAAAUCCGUGGGAAGUUUUAAAUCAGGCAAGAUCCAAGCUUCAACAUCAUAGUGCUGCAAUCCAAGUUCCAAUAGGCUUGGAAGAUGAUUUUAAAGGACUUGUUGAUCUCGUGCAAUUAAAGGCAUACUCUUUUCAUGGUUCAAAUGGAGAAAAUGUUGUUGUUGAAGAAGUUCCUGCAGACAUGGAUACCUUAGUGUCAGAAAAAAGGCGUGAACUCAUAAAAACUGUGUCAGAGGUGGACGAUAAACUUGCUGAAGCUUUUUGCAGUGACAUGCCUAUAUCAGCAGUUGACCUUGAGGAAGCAAUUCGUCGGGCCACCAUAGCACGGAAAUUUAUACCAGUAUUCAUGGGCAGUGCUUUCAAAUAUAAGGGCCUACAACUACUUUUGGAUGGUGUACUUAAUUAUUUGCCGUGUCCAAUUGAAGCUAGUAAUUAUGCUCUCAACCAAUCUAAGAAUAUGGAAAAGGAUGAACUUGUGGCAUUGGCUUUCACAUUGAACAGAAAGUUUGGUCCAAUAACAUAUCUAAGAAUCUAUGAGGGUGUCAUUCAGAAGGGAGAUUCUAUUACAAAUGUUAACACUGGCAAGACGUUCAAAGUUCCAAGUUCGAUUGAGAUACGGAAAGAUGAGAUCGGGGUUCCUUAUUCAAUUGAGCCACGAAAGGAUGAGAUACGGGAUCCUCCUUAUGUGAUUGAAGUGCAAAUGGAUGAGACGGGGGUUCCUUAUGUGAUUGGGGUGCGUAAUGUGGUGAAGGUUCCUCAUUCAGAUGAGGAUCGAAAAGAUGACUUUGGGGUUCGUCAUUCGAUUGGGGUGCGUAAUGAUGAGGCGAUUCACGAGGCUCAUGCUGGAGAAAUAGUUGCUUUACAUGAUGUCAAUGCUGCAUCAGGCGAUACUUUUACCGAUGGGUUAGUAAGAUAUACAAAGGCUUCUAUUGAUGUUUCUGAGUUGGUUUCAAGAGAUUCUGAAGUGCAAGCUUCGAAAGUUUUGAAGGACUUCCCUUGCCAAGCAUAAGGCGUCCUUUAUGCCUCCAAAAGGGACACAUUUUUUCAAGACCUAUAGGCCUCUAAGCAAUUUACUUUUUGUUCCAUCUCUUCUAAGCUCUGUUUGUCGAAUGUUCUAAACCCACUGUUCCACAUAUUUAUCUCUGUUAAUAUCAUACUCUUAUGAAUUGAUGUAUUUGGUUAAAAAUUUGGACUAAAUACAUCAAAAAAAAUUUAUCAAUUUUCCCUUAAUAUUUUAGGACGGAGGGAGUACAUGCUAAAAGGUUUUAUGGUCAGUUUAUUUUUGGAAAAUUGAGAAGAAAGCAAAGUCUGAUAGUAUGGACCUUAACUAACAAUUUGCAGGUUGUCUAAUAUGCACAAACACCUUAUGUGGUGCAUUGUGUACAAGCUUUAUUAUAUCUGACAUUUAGCGUUGAAGUCCU
This is a messenger RNA of Trifolium pratense (red clover), 2249 nucleotides long. Its product is annotated as elongation factor G, mitochondrial-like. Gene Ontology annotation, molecular function: GTP binding; translation elongation factor activity; GTPase activity. Lineage: Eukaryota; Viridiplantae; Streptophyta; Magnoliopsida; Fabales; Fabaceae. The record is from RefSeq and is a predicted model, not a curated record. The coding region runs from base 275 to 1837 and encodes 520 amino acids. Gene Ontology annotation, cellular component: mitochondrion. Gene Ontology annotation, biological process: mitochondrial translational elongation. The transcript has 17 exons.